Molecule: messenger RNA, 1329 nt
Organism: Trametes versicolor FP-101664 SS1
Lineage: Eukaryota; Fungi; Basidiomycota; Agaricomycetes; Polyporales; Polyporaceae
Exons: 7
Coding region: 1-1329 (442 amino acids)
Biological process (GO): lipid metabolic process
Molecular function (GO): oxidoreductase activity
Source: RefSeq, a predicted model, not a curated record
AUGCCGUCCCGCAAGUCUUGGAAGGAUGCUUCUGUUCAGCAGAAGACGGUUGUGAUACCGGACUUAUCUGUCAAAGAACUACUUUCAGUCAUUCCAGCCCAUUGUUUUGAGCGUUCAACUAUCAGGUCCUUGUCUUAUGUCGUCAUGGACAUGACCAUCAUAGUCUCCCUUUGCAAGCUUGCGUACGCCAUGGACGCACUUCUGACCCCGGAGCACAUCACCUUGCCAUUCUCACCGCUAUAUCCAUUGGCGCGCUUUGUAUCCUGGACCGUAUGCACCUUCAUAUCGGGCCUGUUUGGUUUCGGACUUUGGGGCAUCGGCCACGAGUGCGGGCACUACGCGUUCUCGCAGCACAAGUGGGUCAACGAUGUGGUCGGCUUCGUCCUCCACUCCGCGGUGGGUGUACCGUUCUUCACGUGGCGGUACAGCCAUGCAAAGCACCACGCCGGCACAUCGCAUAUGACCCGCGAGCAGGCGUAUGUCCCGCGGACGCGCUCCGAGCUGGGCCUACCUCCGUUCAACCCAGCCAAAGAGGACCGCAUUGGGUCGCGGGUAUCCUCCGAGGUCCAGCGGGAGUUGUGGGAUGCCAUUGGGGACUCCCCCAUUGGAGCGAUGUUCACUUCGUUUGCUUACCUGACCAUCGGCUGGCCUGCAUAUAUUCUCGCGAAUACCGGCGGACAGCCGAGUUAUCCAAAGGGCACGAACCACAUUGACCCCUCGUCGGUCAUGUUCAAACCCGGGCAGCGAACGAUGAUCCUCGUGUCCAAUGUGGGACUUUUGCUCUGGCUCGCAGCUAUCGGUGCCUCCAUAUCUCGCUGGGGAUUCUUCGAAGUGUUCCGCACCUAUCUGGUGCCCUACCUGUGGGUGAACCACUGGUUAAUCAUGAUUACAUUCCUUCAACACACCGACCCCCUUCUGCCCCACUACCGAGAGGCGGAGUUCACCUUCCAACGCGGCGCGCUGUCCACCCUCGACCGCAACCUUCUCGGCGACUUCGGGCCCCUCGCUGCGCGGUUCGGCGCGUUCGCGACGCACGGCGUGUCCGAAGUGCACGUCCUGCACCACGUCUCGAGCAAGAUCCCGCACUACCACGCGUGGGAGGCGGCGGCCGCGCUCCGGGCGCGCCUCGCGCAGGAGGGCAUCGAGCUGCAGGGCAGGCCGGGCGGGUGGGUGGAGAUGUACCGUGUGAUGCGGGAGUGCAAGUUCGUCGAGGACGAGGGGAACAUCGUGUUCUACAAAAAUGCGUAUGGGCUCGCCUCUGCCCGGCCGGUGUUCGCGGACCACACCCCGAGCGACUCUGGUGUCGAGAUGAGUGGGAAGGACGAGUAA